This is a messenger RNA of Truncatella angustata, 1467 nucleotides long. Its product is annotated as kinase-like domain-containing protein. Lineage: Eukaryota; Fungi; Ascomycota; Sordariomycetes; Amphisphaeriales; Sporocadaceae. Gene Ontology annotation, molecular function: protein kinase activity; ATP binding. The record is from RefSeq and is a predicted model, not a curated record. Bases 1 to 1467 code for a protein of 488 amino acids. Gene Ontology annotation, biological process: regulation of mRNA processing; spliceosomal complex assembly; protein phosphorylation. The transcript is spliced from 2 exons.
AUGCAGGCUCAGCAAGUAUCGCGAAUGCAAGAGUAUCCAUACGAUCCGACAUUUGCCGAAUACGGCACUGAGGACCCGUCAAAAUACAACAAGGGCGGCUUCCAUCCAGUCCACCUCGGAGACAUUCUGGAUGGCCGGUUUGAAGUUGUUCACAAGCUGGGGAACGGAGGCUAUGGCAGCGUAUGGCUAUGUUGGGAUCAAAAGCUCUCCAGAUGGAGUGCCGUAAAAGUCCUCGCAGCGCUGCCAUCAACCAGUGGCGGUGACACGAAGGUCUUGAUUCAUCUAAGGAAGACUUCUUCUCUUAAGGAGAUAGAAGCGAAUCACAUAGCAUUACCAUUGGAAGAUUUCUGGAUUGAUGGUCCCAACGGCAUACAUCUAUGUUUUAUUAUGCCUGUUCUCGGACCGUCAGUAGACAUCUGGCGUGGUUCACUCAAUCGACUAGCCCCAGAGACCGGUACAAGGUCCAGGGUCGUUUGCAAACAGAUCGCAGAAGCUAUUCGCUUCCUCCACGAGAAAGGCAUAUGCCAUAAUGACCUCAAACCGGCCAACAUCUUGAUGAAGCUUAAUCAGGAAGUGUUGAAUAAACUUAGCAAAAAUGAGGUACUUGAGAUAUUGGGAGAGCCCGACAAAAUCGAAGUUGAGACCGUGUCUGGUGUCGAUCCUCGACCUAUAGCUCCAGAGUACUGCGUAGCGCCCAGUUCUUUCCACGGACGAAACAAUCUAAUUACAGAUGACAUAGCGCUUAUCGAUUUCGGGGAAUCCUUUUUAAUUGAUACAUUGAAGGAAGGAAGUGGUAUACCUCUUGCCUAUGCCGCCCCUGAGAUAUUAUUCAACCAAAACCCAGGCCUAAGCACCGACAUCUGGUCGUUGGCGUGCACUAUAUACCAGGUGAGGAGUGACGAGGUAUUGCUCGGCAACAGUUAUAUCUCUGGGGCACUCUUCACACAAAUCGUCCAUUCAAUCGAGCUGUUACUGGGCCCAUUGCCUGAGGUAUAUCGAGGCGUGUGGAAUAGGCUGCCUAGUAGUCGCCGCAGGGAUAGCUCCCCUGAAGACGACAAUGGACCUGCGACAUGUUCUGCAAAGACGCUAAGAAUUCACCAAGAAGAAAUCAAAUCAGAAAAGGGUUAUCCCCAGAUGUUCUCGGCCACUGUAGGGCAGCAAAGAGCGACCGUAGUUGGAAAGACAGAUGAUACUGAGGAGAUCACAUCAGAAUGGACAUAUUCACGAGGAGAGUCACUGAGUCUGGGAGAUCUUCUACAGAAGAUGCUCAAGUAUUCACCAGAUGAGAGAUUGAGUGUGGUUGCGGUUUGUUUGCAUCCGUGGAUCACGGGCGAGGCAUAUUUUGAAGAGACUAUGGGAAGCGCGCCAUUGGAUAUUCCGAGAAGUCAAAGAAUUCAUCGGCUAAUUAAAGGUCUUCUGAGGUCGAUGCACAAAACACAUAGCAUACUGUGGUCCUACCAGUUUUAA